ACUCCCUAUGGAUUUUUUGAGAAAAAGAACUCCCGAGGGAGUCCCGCGAGAAUCCAUCGGGACUCCCGCGGGAGAUUUUUACAAAACGGGACUCCCGCGGGACUUCUGCCGGGACUCUCGACUAGGGUUGAAACCAUUUUCUCUGACAUCUCCAACUAGCUGCUCUUUGCGACUACGGGGUGUCAGAAAAGAGAGAUAAGGAGACAAGAACAAGUCACAAUGUCAGCCUUCACUCUGCAAGCAAAGUCGUUAUCGUCUUUUAACACGGAGUCUCAGUGGAGUCAUGGAUAAAGUGUGACAUUGUUGGCACCGCAAAAAUGUAGCAGUAUCACGUUUUAUUUGAUGUCAUGCUAAAAGUGUGAUAAUACCAUGCUAAACAUAUAAUACUGACGCAAUAAAAAGAUCGCAUCUAAAUUUUUUCGUAAUAUUAUCACACUUUUAGUGUGACAUUGUGACACAUUUAUUGUAACAUUUCGGUAGAGUACGGUAUGGAAUGAAAAAGCUUUUAAUUGACAGGCUAUCUCGCGCGCAGAGGGGUUUUGGUAAUACUGAGCACAGUAGUUGUGUUGCUACUUUCUUUCUAAAUAAAAUAUUAGGAAGGCAGAUGAAUUCAUUCAUUUCUUUAUUUUUUUCUCAGCCACAUUAACAUGCAUCUUCUAGGUUUUUGACGGCGGCGAACAAAGACCGCAGCCAUUUGUCAUAAACAUUAUACACUAUACUGAAGAACGUUACUUUUCUGAAAAGUAAACCUCCAGAAGUUUUGAUUUUUCGAUUCUGAAGCCCCUUAUUCAUAGUUCUUUUGAGCAAUAAUUUUCUUUUGAUAAAAGCGUGUCACAAAAGUUUGAAUAUUCUAUAUAGUCUGUUUCAAAUAUUGCAGUUGGAAAGUGGGAAUUAUGGUCCAGAAUCGAAAAUUGUGGACAUAACAGAUAGUGCCGCUAUCAUAAUCGAUCAUUUUUCUCCGAAAUGUUCAUGGUUUUUCCACCCAUAGACUCAUAUCGUCACAAGUGCUUCUAAUUAUAUUUAGUUUAAACCAUUUCAACAUAUUCAUACCCGCCAUGUCAGAAUAAAAUAAAAACCAAAAUGAUAAAUAUCUCUAUUGUGCUAAUAAAUAGCCAGUUGUUAAACGAAGUAUAUGAAGUUCACAUAGCACCAUCAAAAAGUAUAAAGCUAACAAUAAUAGUUAAACCCACGUCACAGAUGCAAUUUACAACAUUUGAUACGUUGAACAGUGAUGAUGUUUGACAGAAAUCGUGAAAACAUCAAGUAGUGCUUACAGUCAAUAUUACAAAUAAGUCAAUUAUCUCGUCCUCGGAAUUUUGUUAGUAGAAUCAACUAAUAUUAUUAAUUUUAAGUGCUGUUUAUCAUCUAUAUAUAUAUCAUCAACGCUGCGUUGAUGUUUAUUGUUUAACUUUAAUGAAAUUAUUUGAAUUGAUGUAAUUGCUCACUGUUAUUUGAGUUCAGAAUUUGAAAGUAAAUUUAUUCACAAACCAUCUCCAUUCCAUAAAAGACAACAGUUUUCACAGAGGCAAUCAUAUUGCUUCUGUGUAUAAACAUACAUUGAAUAUUAACAACAAAUUUAAAUAGAUGAAGUAUGUCUUGUUCUUUUCCAAUUGUUAAUAUGUUGUCAAGCGGAAAGUUGAGAAUAUGCAUUCGUCUUCAACAGAUUCGUACAUCAUACGUUUACUACCUUGCUGUUGUACGAUAAUUCUUGUAUUUGAUUGUAGUGGAAACUGAAUAUAGUGAAGUUUCUCUCAUUUAGGUUAUUAUUAUUGAUUAUAUUGUAUGCCACUAUGGAUCAUAGUGACACAACUGAACCGUGCAGAAGACGAUGUACCAAUGGUGGUCUUCAAAUACGUGCUCCGAAUACGGAUGACGAUGUCUAUUGUGUAUGUUUUCGGGAUUAUUAUGGACCAUGUUGCGAAUAUAAAGUCUCUGAAAAAUUGCAAAAGGGUAUAUGUUUAACAUGGUAUCAUAGUUGUAAAUAUGGCACAUGCGAGGAAUUAGAAAAUAAUGAAACAACAUGUCAUUGUGUAGCGGGUUAUAAAGGAGAUCGAUGUGAAUCAAUGGAUUUCAGUGAUAAUGUUUGUAAUUCAAAUCCAUGUUAUAGAGGUGGAGAAUGUCGUUCAACAUCUAAGAAUACUGAGGAACAGUGCUUAUGUAAAGAUGGUACAUUUAGUCAAGAUUGUAGAAACUCAAAUGUGUCAGCAUGUAUAAAUCAUAAGUGUCAACAUGAUGCACUCUGUAUACCAAUGACAGAAACAAGUAUGCCAGUUAUUCACUUAAUUUAA
Didymodactylos carnosus is the source of this 2288-nucleotide messenger RNA. Lineage: Eukaryota; Metazoa; Rotifera; Eurotatoria; Philodinida; Philodinidae. The record is from the annotation of a GenBank genome assembly.